CCGGGUGGGAGGCAGCGUUGACUCCGCAGCGGGUGCAAGAUGCGCUCAGAGAAGGAGGGGGCGGGAGGCUCCGGGGCGGCCGUUGCCGCGCGGGGCCCGAGCGGGAGGGAAAAGGUGUCUGCUGUGGAAGUCCAAUUCCGCCGGGAGUCGCCGCGGCGAGAACCAGAGGUGCCACCAGCCUCGUCCUUCGGCUGUGGGGGCAGUACAAGCAAACCUCGCGAGGAGAAGAAGACAGUUCUGAGCAAGGUGGUGAUCCGGCGGCUGCCUCCCGGCCUCACCAAGGAGCAGCUGGAGGAGCAGCUGCACCCGCUGCCCGCGCACGACUACUUCGAGUUCUUCACGGCCGACUUGAGUCUUUAUCCUCAUCUUUACUCAAGAGCAUACAUUAAUUUUAGAAAUCCUGAUGACAUCCUUCUUUUUAGAGAUCGUUUCGAUGGCUAUAUCUUCAUCGACAGUAAAGGCCUAGAAUAUCCUGCGGUGGUAGAGUUUGCCCCAUUCCAGAAGAUAGCCAAAAAGAAAAUAAAGAAAAAAGAUGCCAAAACUGGAAGCAUUGAAGAUGAUCCAGAAUAUAAGAAGUUUUUGGAAACUUACUGUGUGGAGGAAGAGAAACCUAAUGCCAAUCCUGAAACUCUCCUGGGAGACAUAGAGGCAAAGACUAGAGAACUUAUUGCUAGAAGAACCACACCUCUUUUGGAAUAUAUUAGAAAUAGAAAAUUAGAGAAGCAGAGGAUUCGAGAAGAGAAGCGAGAAGAACGAAGAAGAAGGGAGCUGGAGAAGAAGCGUUUACGGGAAGAAGAAAAGAGAAAAAAGAGAGAAGAGGAGAGGUGUAAGAGGAAAGAGGCAGACAGACAGAAGAGAGCUGCUGAGAGAGAAGUAAGGAUUAAGCUUCUUAAGAAACCGGAAAAGGGGGAGGAACCAACUGAAAAGCCAAAAGAAAGAGCAGAGGAAGUGGAUAUUGGAGAUGGAAAACGGGAGCCCUGUGCUGGCUGUGCUGUCCUGAAGCCCACGCCCUUUGGGAGCUUGGUGGAGGAGCCCAGGGGAAAGUCACAGAAUGACAGUGAUAAAGAGCAAAGGGAGAUGGAGAGAAGGUUUCGAGAAAAAGAGCCUGAAACACAAAGAUGCCACGUGGACGACAGCAGAAAGCACAGAGCUCACUGUGAAUUCGACAAGUUUUCAAGGAGAAACGAAGAAGAGCCAAAAUGGGGGAAAGGAGUCCUCCCAGACACAGGGAAGAAGGGGAAACAGGACAGUGGCGUCCCUGUGGAGGCAGCAGAGUGGCCCGGGAGAGAGCACAGUAGUGAAGGCGGCCCAGCAUCCAAAGUGGAGCGUCCAGGAAACAAGGACCGGCCAGCCUUGCAGCUGUACCAGCCAGGAGCUCGCAUCCGAGCACGAGAAACUGGUGGGCGAGUCUCCGUGGAGGGCCGUGAUGGGAGCAGGGGCGAGGCUGAAGAUUCGGCGUGGGCUGGUUCCCAGAAGAGUGAAGAGGCAGGGUGAGUCCGCGCGCACGCUUGGUGGGACGCUCCCAUUCGGCGUUUCAUGGGUUAGAAAGGGCAUCCAGAAGUGCAUCAAUUAGCC
Messenger RNA from Lontra canadensis (Northern American river otter), 1575 nucleotides. RefSeq names its product UPF3A regulator of nonsense mediated mRNA decay (gene UPF3A). Gene Ontology annotation, molecular function: telomeric repeat DNA binding. Gene Ontology annotation, cellular component: cytoplasm; nucleolus. The transcript has 10 exons. Bases 40 to 1494 code for a protein of 484 amino acids. NCBI's taxonomy places the organism in Eukaryota, Metazoa, Chordata, Mammalia, Carnivora, Mustelidae. The record is from RefSeq and is a predicted model, not a curated record. Gene Ontology annotation, biological process: positive regulation of translation; nuclear-transcribed mRNA catabolic process, nonsense-mediated decay.